ACGGUGCACCCUCCUCAACUUGCUCUCGAACACCCGCGGUCCCCUUAACCUCGUCGCUGCUGCCUGGUCUAGCACUCUGCAGCUUGGGAACACCGAAAUUGGCCGACCAUAGCGGCCCGGAGACCCGCACCGCGUCAUGUCGUCUUCAGUCUCUCAAUUCGCCCCUCUUCCCCCAAUCCGCUCGUCACUCUUCAAUAACCCUCCAGACACGGUCCCGCCCACAGACGAACUCGAGCUGCUGCAUGCAGAGCUUACCGCUUUUAAAGCGAAAAGUUUGGAACGCGCCAAGAAGGCAGGAGAUGACAUUCGAACAAUUGAGGAAUCCAUGCGACGGCUCAAGGAGAAGGAGAAGGGGAAGGCCAAGGCAAUACAGAAAGCAGAGAGGGAACGUGCUUCUGUAACGCCGUCUAUCAACGGGAAUGACAGUCGGGCGUCCGCCCAGCCGCUCUCUCAGCAGCCUCUCAGGAACCGACCAUCCUCUUUACCUGCGCCUCCCAUACCGACUCCUCAGCCAUCAUUCGACGCGCGGAGACAGAUCGCCGAGGAACUAAAGAAGAAGGAUAAGAAGAAGAAACGGAAACGAGAGGACUCGAGUGAUAUCGAACCAGAACCCCCCAAACUACGGAAACCUUCCCCGCUCCCGGCGCAUACGCAUCCACAUCCUCCGCCACCACAAAAGGGCAACAAGUAUCCCUCUACCUCCAUCGCAUUCUCCAAGGUCAGUACUCUCGGUCGCACCCGCUAUCACGACCUCUCAACACACGCACCCGGGCAGCCGGCAAAUGCUCCCGAUUUCAACCUGCCCGCCUCAGUUUCGUUACUUCCUCCACGCCCACCAGUGGCGCCACGGCCAGUACCGGGGCCGAGCAAGCCGACCGAGGUCAUGGAGGACUUCAGCAAGAGCAAGCAACCCAGCCAAGUGCUCGUCACCACCUUCUACUCGAGCAUAGAGCCUUGGCUACGGCCCAUCAAAGAGGAGGACAUCGGCUUCCUUCAGUACACUGCGGACGAAGUCGAGCCGUUCAUUAUGCCGAAGCUGGGGCGACAUUACUCAGUUGUCUGGGAGGAAGAAGACAUCGCCACCUACGGUAUGCCGCUACCGGGGACGGCUGCAGUGCGCGCGAGCUCACUCGCGGGGCCGUCGAACGUUCUGCCAAAGUGGGAGCCAUCGACACUGGCCGAGCCGGACCUGCUCACAGAGGAGCGCGGGCAUGGCCCGCUGACGGAGCGAGUGGUCAGCGCGCUGAUACCGAUGCACGAUGUGACCGAGUGGAAGGGCGUGAAGGCGGCGGAGGAGGCGAUGGAGGGGCGUCCGGGGACGAACGGCGCUGCUGCCGCGGCGGCGCGUGAUAAGCUGAACGUGGCGGAUCUGGAGGAGCGGAUGAAAGUCGUGAUGCGGCACCAUGGGCUGCUAGAGGAGAUUCCCGACUACUCGGAAGCGGUCGACGACCCGAUCGCCACCGCGCUCCGUCAUGCACAGCGGGAGCUGCGGACUGUUCUUGCCACCAACAAGGCGCGUCGCGCGCGGCUGGCCGCUAUCGCCGAGGACCGCCUCGCCUAUCAGGAGUAUGUCGACAGCCGCGACGCCGUCGACAAGCAGAUCGCCAGUCUCUACUCCAAGUAUCAGAAGAAAGACGGCCCCAAAGUGAACAAAAAGAAGAAACAGAAGGGCGACCCCCCACCCGGCGCCCUGAACGGCUCGUCGGGCCUCACGGGCACGGCCGCCCUGCCCCCGUGUCCGGCCGCACUGGGACUCAGCCCCGACGAGCGCAACCAGCUGCACGUCCCAGAACAGCUGUCGGAGCUCGUGCGCGUCCGGCGCAACUGGGUAGACGUCGUGGGCGGUGUGUUCGAGGAGAAGGAGCGCAACCAGCCCGGGCGUAUAUGGGGUCUUCCUCCGGAGAGCAUAUUCGAGGGCGUCGAGGAGGAGGUCCGUGCGGAGCUCGAGCGCGUGUUGCCCAGGGGUGCUAGCUCGUCUGCAGGCUCGCGGUCCGCGCCGAGGAUUAAUGGCCAUGCGCAGCCUAACGGGAGGGUCAACGGCGUUCACUCACGGACAAGUACUACGGGCUCGAAGGGCAAAGGCCGGGCGGGGGAGGAGAUGGACCUCGGCUGA
This is a messenger RNA of Dichomitus squalens LYAD-421 SS1, 2113 nucleotides long. RefSeq lists its product as uncharacterized. The coding region runs from base 137 to 2113 and encodes 658 amino acids. The transcript has 5 exons. The record is from RefSeq and is a predicted model, not a curated record. Gene Ontology annotation, molecular function: transcription coactivator activity. Lineage: Eukaryota; Fungi; Basidiomycota; Agaricomycetes; Polyporales; Polyporaceae. Gene Ontology annotation, cellular component: SAGA complex. Gene Ontology annotation, biological process: regulation of transcription by RNA polymerase II.